Messenger RNA from Sitodiplosis mosellana (orange wheat blossom midge), 562 nucleotides. It is a transcript of the gene Trs23, whose product is annotated as trafficking protein particle complex subunit 4. Gene Ontology annotation, biological process: endoplasmic reticulum to Golgi vesicle-mediated transport. The record is from RefSeq and is a predicted model, not a curated record. Gene Ontology annotation, cellular component: TRAPP complex. NCBI's taxonomy places the organism in Eukaryota, Metazoa, Arthropoda, Insecta, Diptera, Cecidomyiidae.
UUUCUAGUUCCAUUGGCUGCAGAAGAAACAUAUAGUUGUUUACGUGAACAGAUCAGCCUCUAGACGUAUUUAGUUUAUAGGUUUUGUUCUUUGAUACAUAGUUAUCAUGGUUAUUUACGGUGUUUACAUAGUCAGCAAAUCCGGAGGUUUAAUCUUCAAUCAUGACCAUAACAUUCCACGAGUCGAAAUUGAAAAAGUAUUUAACUAUCCAAUUGACUUGAAACUGGAUUACGAUGCAAAGAAAGUAUCGGUGGCGUUUGGACAGAAAGAUGGUAUAAAUGUCGGGCAUGUGCUAAUAUCAGUGAAUGGAUGCGCAGUCAAUGGAAGCACCCUUGAUGAUGGUCGAAAUGUGAAGGAUGUCUUUGAAAACGCCAGCGAGUUCCCGCUUACGCUUAAAUUUGCACGGCCGAAAAUGACCACGAACGAAAAAAUCUUCUUGGCAUCGAUGUUCUAUCCGUUGUUUGCAAUCGCAAGUCAAUUGAGCCCAGAGCCAAAGAGCUCGGGCAUUCAAGUUCUCGAGGCGGACACAUUCAAAUUGCAAUGUUUUCAAACGUUGACAGGU